AUGAAAGUUUUGGAACUGAAGCUUGAGCUUGAACAUGCAGUCUUUCAAUGGCCAGAUCUUCAAGCAGAAGCAGCGGAUGGCCAGUCUGAUAUUUUGUACAAAUUUUGGACUGCAGUAACUCAGACACUUUCCUCUCAGUUUCAGUCAGCAACAGACUCCUCCAUGUUUUUGAAACAAGCUUUUGAAGGAGAAUACCCUAAAUUACUGAGACUUUAUAAUGACUUGUGGAAGCGCCUGCAACAAUAUAGUCAAAAUAUCCAGAGGAAUUUUAACACAAGUGGAACUACUGAUCUCUUUGCUGAACUACAACAAAUGGAAGAUGAGACACAGGACAUAUUCAUGCAAAAAAACCAAGAUUAUGAUCCAGAAAAGGCCUUGAAAGAUUCACUGCAACAAUAUGAAGCUGCUUAUUUGUCCAAAUCCUUAUCUCGACUCUUUGACCCCAUCAAUCUUGUCUUCCCUCCUGGAGGUUGGAAUCCUCCUUCUUCUGACGAACUUGAUAGCAUCAUUAAAACUAUAGCCAG
Pterocles gutturalis (yellow-throated sandgrouse) is the source of this 524-nucleotide messenger RNA. Its product is annotated as conserved oligomeric Golgi complex subunit 5-like. Gene Ontology annotation, cellular component: COG complex. Gene Ontology annotation, biological process: intra-Golgi vesicle-mediated transport. The record is from RefSeq and is a predicted model, not a curated record. Lineage: Eukaryota; Metazoa; Chordata; Aves; Pterocliformes; Pteroclidae. The annotation marks the transcript as partial. The transcript has 4 exons.